Molecule: messenger RNA, 7479 nt
Organism: Histoplasma capsulatum G186AR
Lineage: Eukaryota; Fungi; Ascomycota; Eurotiomycetes; Onygenales; Ajellomycetaceae
Product: polyketide synthase
Exons: 7
Coding region: 1-7479 (2492 amino acids)
Biological process (GO): secondary metabolite biosynthetic process; fatty acid biosynthetic process
Molecular function (GO): oxidoreductase activity; phosphopantetheine binding; fatty acid synthase activity
Source: RefSeq, a predicted model, not a curated record
AUGAACGGACACCCAGAAGCUAGUAGCACUGAGGGUCGGGUAAACGGUCGAUCUCCAAUUCAGAAUGGCACCAACGGCUUGAGCAGAGCCAUGGGCGAGAAGGACUCUCCCAUAGCUAUAUGUGGAAUGGCCCUACGUCUUCCCGGUGGUCUUGCAACCCCCCAAGACUUUUGGGAAUUCCUCCUGGCGAAGGGCGAUGCGAGGGGCCGUGUUCCCAAGUCACGCUACAAAGUCUCGGCCUACUACUCAGAGACUGGGAAAGCAGGGUCUGUCAUCAGCCAGUACGGAUAUUUCCUCGAUGAUAGUGUCAAAAUUGGAAGCCUUGAUACUUCCCGCUUCUCCAUGAGUCGCGCCGAGCUCGAAUCCUCUGACCCUCAACAACGGCUCAUGCUUGAGGUUGUCCGAGAAGCUCUGGAUGAUGCGGGAGAAGUUCCUUUCAAGGGAAGUCUCACUGGUUGCUACAUGGGCACUUACGGUGAGGACUGGCUCGAGCUGCAGAGCCGAGACAACCAACAGACCGGCAUCUACAGAGUCGAUGGCUAUAGCGACUUCAUGCUCUCGAGUCGUAUAUCAUAUGAGAUGGACUUCAGAGGUCCCAGUUUGAACAUCCGUACAGCGUGCUCAGCCGCCAUGAUUGGCUUCCAUGAGGCUUGUCUGGCUAUGCAGCGAGGGGACUGCAAUGCAGCUGUGGUAGGCGGCGCUAAUUUGAUCAUGUCGCCCUCCAUGACACAGUUCAUGAGCGAGAAAGGCAUUCUGUCUCCUGAUGGCUCAUGCAAACCAUUCUCUGCGGAUGCCAACGGCUACGCGAGAGGAGAAGCAGUUACUGCUAUCUACAUCAAGCCCCUGGACGCAGCCAUUCGGGACGGAAAUCCCAUCCGAGCUGUCGUCAGAUCGACAGCAUCAAACCACAACGGCAAGACGCCUGGCAUGAUGCAACCAAGCACAGAAAGUCAAACCACAAUGAUCCGGAGAGCUUAUGAAAAGGCCGGCAUUUCCGACUUUUCUCAAACAGGUUACGUGGAAUGCCAUGGAACAGGCACGCCAGUAGGUGAUCCGAUAGAGACCAAUGCCGUUGCCCGAGUCUUUGGCGAGAAGGGCGUAUACAUAGGAUCAGUGAAAGCGAAUCUGGGACACUCGGAAGGCGCUUCGGGACUUACAUCUUUGAUAAAGGCGGUCCUCAGUCUCGAGAACCGCACCAUCCCUCCUCAAAUCAAAUUCACGAGCCCUAACCCCAAGAUCCCCUUUGUUGAGGCGAAAUUGACGGUGCCACUCGAGCCAACUCCUUGGCCUGAGGAUCGUUACGAACGGGCCAGUGUCAAUUCCUUUGGUAUUGGUGGCUCUAAUGCACACGUUAUCCUCGACUCGGCACGAAGCUUCAAUCUUGGCGUUCCCAAGUCAAAGGAGAGCCAUGGAUUCGAGUCCAACAAGCCACACUUGCUCCUAUUCUCAGCCAACUCGGCCAACUCGCUGACCAACAUGGUCAAAAACUUCCAGGGUUGGACCUCCGUACACCCAGAAAGCCUCGAAGACGUCGCUUACACGCUUGCCCACCAUAGAGAGCGCCUUCCUCACCGGAGCUUUGCGGUGGCAAGCACGGAUCGUCCAGCUGUAACGGCAACCCAGGGGCGCAAGGCCCCGGGCACUACACCGAAUCUGGUCAUGGUGUUCACGGGUCAGGGCGCCCAGUGGCCCAGUAUGGGCCGGGGGCUCCUGGAGCGCGAAGACUUUUGUUUCAAAAGUACCAUCAGGGCGCUCGACAAAUACCUCCAGGCAGUUCCUGAAGCCCCCAGUUGGUCUCUGGAGGCGGAGCUUCUGAAGCCGGUACAGACAUCCAAGGUGCAAACGGCAGAGCUGGCUCAGCCGCUCUGCACUGCAGUACAAAUCGGUUUGGUAGAUCUUUUCGCGUCCCUUGACGUCAUGCCCAAGGCAGUUGUUGGCCACAGCAGUGGGGAGAUAGCUGCUGCAUACGCUGCCGGCGCCCUUAGCGCUAAAGAGGCCAUCAUCAACGCAUGGCAGAGAGGCUUCCAUGCCGCUAAGCAGACUAAGCUCGGAGCCAUGGCUGCCAUUGGGCUUAGCUGGGACGAAGUAAGCAGCUUCUUGGUGCCACCGAAAGUCGUGGUUGCUUGCGAAAAUGCUCCGAAGAGCGUCACUCUGUCAGGUGAUUUUACUGAGGUGCAAACAGCUGUUGCGCGUAUCAAGGACGCUUACCCUGACAUCACCGCCCGACUUCUCAAAGUCGACAAGGCAUACCACUCGUACCACAUGCAAGAAGUCGGACGAGACUAUGGGGCAACCCUAGGUCGCGACUUUUCUGGCAAGUCGCCAUGUACGCCAUUCUACUCAAGCGUAACUGGCACGGGACGACAUGAAGAAAUUAUCUUGGGAGCAAAAUAUUGGCAGAGAAACCUCGAAUCACCGGUUCUCUUCAAAUCUGCCGUGAAAGGUAUCCUCGACAAUGUCAAGGAUGUGGCAUUCUUGGAAAUUGGCCCACACGCAGCUCUCGCUGGACCAGUGAGGCAGAUCAUGGCCCAAAAUAACACCUCCGCUCCAUACGUCGGUUCUAUGAUCCGUAGCGAGGAUACUGUUGAGACCUUCUUGACCGCUGUGGGCACACUCUUUGAGCUCGGAAUCCACGUCAACUUUGAGAGGCUGAUGCCGACAGGAACCUGUCUCCCUGAUCUACCGCGAUACCCCUGGGAUCACAAGUCCAACUACUGGAAGGAGUCCAGGAUGGCCUACGAGUGGAGGAACCGCGAGUUUCCCGCCCACCCAUUGCUUGGUAUUCGUCAGCUCGAAAGCACCAGUCUUGAGCCCAGCUUCAGAAACAGACUCCUUAUUGGCGACAGUCCCUGGCUCCGGGACCACCAAAUCGAGGAAAAACCCGUUUUCCCUUGUGCUGGCUAUGUAUCCAUGAUCGGGGAGGGCAUCCGACAGCUCGUUGGUUAUCAGGCGAGUUUCACACUGCGAAACGUCGUCCUCAGUAAUGCCUUGGUCCUUUCAGAAAACACACAUACCGAGAUGGUGACCACUUUCCGCCCGGUUCGACUCACCGACUCGCUUGAUAGUCGGUGGUGGGAGUUUGUUAUUGCCUCGCACAAUGGCAAUACUUGGCAGAAGCAUUUUACUGGAGAGGUAACGACUGACAAAGCGGAGGUUUCUCCAACAAGUCCGGAUAUCCCGUCGUUGCCGAGGAGUCUCAACCAACGCAAGUAUUAUGACACUUUCGCCCGCGUGGGUAUGGGAUAUGGCCCUUACUUCCAACUACUCGAUGGUAUUACUACCGGCACCGUGGAGGCUAUGGCUACCGGCAAGAUCUUGCGGUCGACCGCUGGUGAUGAGAAACACUACCCCAUGCAUCCCACUCUCAUCGAUGCUGCCCUUCAAUCCGGGCCGGUGGCCGCCAUCAAGGGACGCAUUGAAGAUAAGCUCUUCAGGCGAGUUCCAACGAAGAUCGAGACGCUCACAGUCCAUCGUUGCGACGCUGAUACAGACUUGCACCUCAUCACGUCUUCCACUGUCAUCAAAGGUAGUGGCGAUGUCGUCAGUCAAAUCCAGUGCAGCGCAGGCGGCAAGGUUGUGCUAGACAUCGAGAAUAUCACCUUCACAGUACUCCUAGAGGUCGAGGCAAUGGAGGGUGACAAACCCUUGACAACCGCGCGACUAGCUUGGGGUCCACACAUUGACUUCCUCGAUAUCAAGGGCCUGAUCAAGCCUGAGUUCCCUCGAGAGUUGUAUGCGCCCGCCUUGGAUGAGCUAGGACGGUUGUGCACCGUUUUUUCUCAGAGGCGUAUUAGUAGAGCCACGAUUGAAGUGAGCCACAUGAAGAAGUUCAUGAGCUGGAUGGAGCGCGAGGUCCAGUGUUACGAUGCCAGCUUGUCAAUCACUGGUUUGGACGAUGCUACACUCCAGGACAAGAUCGAUACUAUAGCUCAGAGGCUUGCCGGAUCCCCAGUGGAGCCUGUAGUUGCCGCCCUCUUGAAGGUACAGAACAACAUUGAGGGACUACUGUCUGGGGAGGUGGAUGCCCUUGAGCUUUUGAGGGCCGACAAUACGCUCACGGACCUGUAUGUUGUCAUGGACUCGGUCGACAGGUCGCAGUUUAUUCGCCAUCUAGCCCAUUCCAAACCCAAUCUCCGCAUCCUCGAGAUCGGCGCAGGAACUGGCGCGUCGACUGCCGGGCUCCUGAAGGAUCUCCUCGAUUCCAAUGGAUAUCCUUUGUUCUCCAACUACACCUUCACAGAUAUCUCCUCCGGCUUCUUCGUUGCCGCCAAAGAACGUUUCGAGGGUGUUCAGAACUUCCACUAUCAGAUUCUGGACAUCAGCCGGGACCCCAAGGAGCAAGGGUUCGACGAGGACGACAAAUAUGACCUCGUCCUCGCGACUAACGUUCUUCAUGCCACCAAGAGCCUGAACGAGACGCUUAUUAAUGUGCGCCAACUCCUCCGCCCCGACGGCAGGCUGCUUCUCCAGGAACUCGAUUCCAGUUCCAAGUGGAUCAACUACAUCUUCGGACUUCUGCCUGGCUGGUGGCUGGGCGAGGAAGACAAUCGACCUAACGAGCCAUACGUGAAGCCUGCUCGAUGGGUAGUCGAGCUAGCUCGUGCCAGCUUUAGGAAGCUGGAUGCCGUUUACCAAGACGCAAAUGAACCCUUCCAACUCAAUAGCAUCUUCGUUGCAAGGCUGGUGGCAAACAAGGAGGCGGAUAAAAGCAAGAAGACUUUGUCACUUCUCUGUGAUGGCAACAAUAGUGGUGUUGACGUCUUUUCGCGCGUCCUAGAGGCCAAUGGGUACUCCGUCCAUCCUUUCCAACUUGGUCAAGAAUUUCCAGAAGGCCAAGAUAUCAUCUCCUUGCUGGACAUCGCCACACCUUUUUUCAAGGAUAUCGAAGAACCUCGUUUCAAAGCCUUCCAAGGGUUGAUGGAUCGCCUUGGCCAAUCUGGUCUUCUUUGGGUGACUAAAGCUUCGCAAAUGCAAUGCCACGACCCAAGCUACGCUCAAGUCAUUGGCACAGCCCGAACAAUCCGCAAUGAGACGCUUCUUGACUUCGCAACUUGCGAAGUGGACGACCUUGAUUGUUCGCUCGAGAAGGUAGUUGAGGUGUUUGCCAAGUUCCAGGCCAGAAGUGAGGAGCAUUCACUCAACCCGGACUAUGAGUACGUUAUUUCCAAGGGCGUCGUUAACGUCAGCCGGCUUUACCCCUUUUCAUUGGAAAAUGAGCUUCUCUCUGAUGUCAGCUCGGAGAGUCGAGUCGCUUUGGGAAUGUCGCAAGUAGGACGUCUCAACACGCUACAAUGGGGUUUACGAGAGGAAUCCAAACUUCAGAAAGAUGAUGUAGAGGUAGAGGUUCAUGCUGCAGGCCUGAACUUUAAGGCCGAUUCUAACUCGAAUGCGCUGCAGGACGUUUUGUGUGCGGCCGCGGUUCUCGAAUAUCCCGAAGACGGUCUUGGUGUUGAGGCUGCCGGAGUUGUCUCAGCGGUUGGGCCCGAUGUUAAAGACCUUCGCAUUGGAGACCGCGUCAUGUUGUUAAAAAACGGCUCAUUUAGAUCGCAUGUUGUAGCUCCUGAGAAGCUUUGUGCGAAGAUCCCAGGUAGUCUCAUUUUCGAAGACGCCGCAACAAUGCCGACAGUAUUUGGCACGGCAGUCUACUCGCUACUCCAUCUUGGGGAUUUGCAAAGACGUCAGUCUGUCCUCAUCCAUAGCGCCUGCGGUGGUGUUGGUCUGGCUGCUAUACAGCUUGCGCGCAUGGUCGGCGCCGAGAUAUAUGCAACAGUCGGAAGCGAGGAUAAGGUCCAGUACCUCAUGGAUAAUUUCGGCCUUCCAAGACAACGUAUCUUCAGGUCCAGAGACACCAGUUUUGUUGAGGGAGUCCUGCGCGAGACCAACGGAAAGGGCGUGGAUCUGGCUCUAAACUCGCUGUCUGGAGAACUCCUUCACGCCACUUGGAGUUGUAUCGCUGAGUUUGGCAAAGUCAUCGAUAUCGGCAAGCGAGACUUUGUUGGUUCUGCUAGACUCAGUAUGGGUCCCUUUUUAGGCAUGCGGACCUACGCCAGUUUCGACCUCGUGGCCCUCAUGGUUAAGAAGCAGUCGGUGGUCAAAGAAGUUCUCCGGGAAAUUGUGCGGUACUACCAAUACGGUCACAUUGCCCCGAUCACACCGAAGAAAACGUUUGAUGCUUGCGUUAUCCAAGACGCCUUCCGAUAUAUGCAGCAGGGUCAGCAUCUAGGCAAAAUUGUCAUCUCAAUGAGGAACGCCAGCGGGAACGUUAAGAUCGACAUGGCUCCCGUGAAAGCAUCCAAAACGUUGAUGCUAGACCCCGAAGCUUCUUACUUGCUUGUGGGUGGCCUUGGUGGCCUUGGGCGAUCGGUCGCGAGACACUUGGUUGAGCAUGGCGCUCGUCAUCUGGUGUUCCUCUCCCGAAGCGCAGGAAGCGGCCCAGACGACACUGCUCACAUCAAAGAGAUCGAGAGCAUGGGCUGCAAAGUCGUGCUGGUCAAGGGAAGUGUUGCCAAUGAGGAUGACGUUGAACGUGCUGUUUCAGAGUCGGAAAACCUUAAGGGGAUCUUCCAAUGCUCGAUGGUCUUGCGAGAUGAGAACUUCUCGCGCAUGAGCAUCGAUGACUGGGUCACUGCUGUGAAGCCCAAAGUGGACGGAACGUGGAAUCUUCAUAAUGCAGCCAUCGCCGCGGGGGUUGAAUUAGACUUCUUUGUCAUGUUCUCGUCCAUGCUCUCACUCUUCGGUCAAGCGGGACAGGCAAACUACGCUGGUGCUAACACCUUCUUGGACGCAUUCGUUCAGUACAGGCGGAGCCUUGGCCUGGCGGCGUCGGCACUGGACAUUGGUACCGUCCAGGACAUUGGCUACAUCUCAAGAGAUGAUACUCUCCUCAAUAGACUCGCAUCAUCUGGUGUCCAUGCCGUCACAACGCCCGAGCUGAUGCAAGCAGUCACUGCAGCCGCGAUUUUCUCGUCAGGGACAGGAGACACAAGCCAUGAUACUCUGAACAAACCCUUUGUGGACAAGAAUGUAUUCACGGUCGGUAUGUCCACAUCAAACUCGCUGAGUAGCUCUGAAAGCCGCUUCCCCUGGAGGAAGGACAGGAGAACGGCCAUCUACCGCAACCUCACCGACGGCGUCACUGCCUCGUCCGGCGGCAGCAAUGACAAUUUCAAGGUCUUCCUUGCGAAAGCCAAGACAAACGCAGCCGUGCUCAAAGAAGAGAAGGCCGCGACCACGUUCGCCCGGGAGAUAGGAAAGAAGCUAAACGAAUUUUUGCUCAAGUCCGAUGAUGAACUCAACACCUCUAUUCCCCUUGCCCGACUUGGAUUGGACUCUUUGGUUGCUAUUGAAAUGCGAAGCUGGUGGAGACAGGUGUUUAACUUCGAUAUUAGUGUGCUUGAGCUGCUGAGCAUGGGCAACCUGAAUACAUUGGGGAGACAUGCUGCAAAACGGUUGCUCAAGAAACUCGGAGAUGAGGCGUAA